Fusarium fujikuroi IMI 58289 is the source of this 537-nucleotide messenger RNA. RefSeq names its product related to sporozoite surface protein 2 precursor. The transcript has a single exon. NCBI's taxonomy places the organism in Eukaryota, Fungi, Ascomycota, Sordariomycetes, Hypocreales, Nectriaceae. Gene Ontology annotation, molecular function: structural constituent of cell wall. Bases 1 to 537 code for a protein of 178 amino acids. Gene Ontology annotation, biological process: fungal-type cell wall organization. The record is from RefSeq and is a predicted model, not a curated record. Gene Ontology annotation, cellular component: fungal-type cell wall.
AUGUACUCAUUCAACACCGCCGCUCUUGUCGCCCUUGCUGGCUUCGCCGCCGUUGAGGCCGCCAUUGUCUCUCCUGCUCCUCAGCCUACCGGCGUCAAGAACGGCACCGUCACCAUCACCAGUGUGUACGAUGUCUACACCACUAUCUGCACUGGUCCUACCAGCUUCCACCUUGGAGGCAAGGACUACGUCGUCACUGAGCCUUGCACUCUGACCAUCACUGACUGCCCUUGCACCGUCACUGAGACUCACCCCGCUGGCCCUACUUGGAUCCCUGGCAAGCCCUACCACCCUGCUCCCCCCAAGCCUGAGCAUCCCUCCAAGCCUGAGCAGCCUGAGCAUCCUUCCAAGCCCGAGCAGCCUGAGCACCCUGCCCAGCCCGAGCACCCCGCCAAGACCACCGGCCCCCAGGUUCCUGAGGCCACCAAGCCCGCCAAGGGUACGGAUGUCCCCGAGACUCCCGUCGUCGUUGCCGGCGCCGGUGCUGUCCAGGUCGGUCUCGGCCUGGCUGCCAUGCUCGGCCUCAUUGCUCUGUAA